AUGGACCCCAACAAUCCCACCGUAACCGUUGCCUCUCUUUCCUCGAUCGUUCACACCACCCUGUUAGCAUAUGACUGCGUCACCGAGGCACUAAUCACAGGGGACACGACCGUAGGCCUGAAGGCCCGCUUCCGGGUGGAGCUGCUGCGGUUACGCCUGUGGGGCCGAACCCGCGGGUUCGGUCUGCUGUCAUCCCCACCCUUGCCCUCAAGCAACAACAUAGUAUCCGCCAUCCCCGAAGUCCGGCGCCUGGCAUUCGACAUGCUUGGAAAGACGCUGCUGGUGCUGGACAGGCAUCUGCAGAUCCGCAAGAAACCUCCGCCCGUGCGUCAACAGACACUGUCGCGCUUCGAGAAUGGAUAUUUCGCAACCCCUUACGCUCGAGUCCUAGAAGCAAAGUGUGCGCUUGAUCAGAGGCUCGCUGAUCCGGUGCAGCGGGCAAAGGUUGUGAGGCAGAUCCGCAGGGUAAUGGACGAUAAGGCGCCCUUGCCAGGGCCUUGGGUCGAGCGCACAACGGUCCGUGAGUUUCUGACCGACCUGGUGACGUUGAAUACGGGGCUGGAGCGGCUAUUGCCGGCAGACGAAGCGGACUUCUUGGCGAGGGGUCUUGCGGGCGAGAUCCUUGCCUCGGAGCCUAGGUUGAUGGUAGCGGAUGAGAAUUCCUUCGGGGUGCGGAAUAGUCUGGCUGCUGGGAUGGUUCGGCUGCGCCAACUGACCGAAUUGAGGAUCUAUGAUCUAGGAGGGAGUGCAAAAGCGCCAACAUCCGCGGCACACGAGGUAGAAGAGGAUGAAGCCCAAGGCUUGGCAGCUCAUCCUCCGGCUAUGAAGGCACUGUCAACUUUCGAGAUCCCGGUGUCCUGUCUCCAAGGCUUCACGGAACCGCCCCUUCCGGACAUUGAAACACAUGACUCCACCUCGUCGCAGGGAAAGGUGUUAGAUGCUCCACCCGUGCGAUCUGUAUAUCUUUACACCCCUAGAGAUCCCCACGAGCAAGAGGGCUAUGUCCUCGUGGAAUGGCAUUCCCAGCUGGCUACGACUGGAUCCAGUCACCCUCCAACCUCAGACCAGUGCGUUGCACAGCGUCGACAACACUUGGUCGAGAUUCUCCGCGAAACCUCAGUUGUCGACAGCGAAUUCCGUGUCCUGGAAUGCAGAGGAUACACGCUUGCCACCGGCCGACUACCAAAUGGGGACUCCCAUCCGGUGUUAGGCUUCGUGUACCGGCUGCCUCUGCUUGCGACCGCACCGAUCACUCUGCAUGAUAUACUGGCCACCGCCUAUAACUCCCAGACGCCCGCAGUGCCGGACCUUGGCGACCGUGUCCGUCUAGCCCAGAGGCUGGCGCUGAGUUUGUACCAGCUGCACUGCGCCGGAUGGAUUCACGGAAGCCUCUCGAGCCAUAACAUCCUGUUCUUCUUUGAUACAGAGAGGGCAAGAUAUGACGUCACUGAGCCUUACAUCUGUGGCUGGCAGGAUGUCCAUCCUACGCAAGCUAUGGGCGAUGGGGGUGAAGUUCCGGACAGUUUCUUGCAAGAGACAAGUGCUAUUGGCCUGGGAGAUAUGGCAAUGUAUGCUCAUCCUGACUGUGUAGCCGACGGGGAAGCGAAGCGCGGGAACCAGAAGACCCACGACACUUACGGUCUGGGUGUGAUCCUGACAGAGAUUGCUUUCUGGGAACCAAUUGUCGCUUUGGCGCAUCCAGUUUACCGGGAAAUGUAUCUUCGCGCUGGUCCGCCCAUCAGUCUGACGGCGUGGAUGCCGAUCGGGGAUGUCUCGCUGGAGGCUGGCGGGGUGAUGUACUUGGAGAAGUCGACGGAUAUUGGGCGGAGGACGGAGGCCGAGUUCGGUCGCAAUGCGGGGAAUUGA
Aspergillus aculeatus ATCC 16872 is the source of this 1866-nucleotide messenger RNA. RefSeq lists its product as uncharacterized. The transcript is spliced from 2 exons. Lineage: Eukaryota; Fungi; Ascomycota; Eurotiomycetes; Eurotiales; Aspergillaceae. The record is from RefSeq and is a predicted model, not a curated record. The coding region runs from base 1 to 1866 and encodes 621 amino acids.